AUGCAGACGAUUUAUCUGGUCAUGAAUACUACACAGUCAACCUUGAAGACACGAGCAACAGUACCUGCUGCCGCUCUUUUACUUGUAGAUGCCCUCGGCCUACUUGCUUUAUCACACCUUGAGCAUGUACACUCCGUCAAGCCCUCUGCUCUUAUCAAUGCCUGGCUUUUGCUUACGCUACCUUUCGAUAUAGCAAGGGCAAGGACACUAUGGUUAGAUAACGCGAAUACUUCGAUUGCUGCAGUCUUCACGAGUACUCUUGGUGUCAAGGUUAUGGUCAUUAUCGCCGAGGCAAUAGAAAAGCGUCAUAUUUUAAUUGACAGAUAUCGACACAUAUCACCGGAAAAUACUAGUGGAUGGGCUUUGACUGGCGCAUUUGGUAUUGUCUUUCUAGGUUUAGCUGUUUCAAGCGGAACCUAUUACCACAUGGCUUAUCGUUUUAACACGGCGGUACGCGGUUCUUUGGUAAGUUUGAUAUAUGCUAAAACUGUUGAUUUGAGCAUUACCGCUCUUGACGAAUCGGUUGCUGUUACCUUGAUGGCGAAUGAUACAGGCGCAAUUUGUCAAGGCUUCACAUAUAUACACGAGCUUUGGGCGGUACCUACAGAAUUAUUCGUAGCGAUGUACUUGCUCUAUCGACAACUUGGUUUAGCUUUCUUGGCUCCUUGCUCCGUUGCCUUGCUCUGCACGGCAGGCAUUCUUACCAUGGCAAAGUGGAUGGGUAAUGCACAAAAGAUUUGGAUUAGGGGUAUUCAAACCCGUAUCGAUGUCACAGCUUCAAUUUUAGGGUCAAUGAAGGCUGUGAAGGUACUCGGGUUUACGGACAUCCUCACAACCAUGGUUCAACAUCUUCCAAAUUGCACCGGUAUUAUGGCGCCUUUAGUCACAUUCACAGUGUUUGUAAUCUCAGCCAAACUUACAGGCCGAACAUUGAGUACCUCGACAGCAUACACAUCGCUAUCACUAAUUGCUCUUUUGGCAGAGCCAAUGAAUACAUUGGUGAGGACCAUACCCGAACUCAAUGCUGCUGUAGCUUGUUUUGAGAGAAUCCAAUCUUUCAUGUUAUCGGAUGAACGGAAAGAUCAUCGUUUGCCAUUGGCAAGAUAUCAGGCAUCGGCCACUACUACUAAUGCAAGCCAGGGCAUUGAGCUACAUGAUAUAUCACCCAAAGUAACUCCUUCAGCCAUGAUCACAGCGCAAAAUGCUAGUUUCGCUUGGAGUCAGGAUGCUUCCGCCGUGAUAGUUGAUUUUAGCUUUACCUUGCCAUGCUCUCAAUCAUUUUUUAUCAUUGGUCCAGUAGGCUGCGGAAAAAGUACCUUACUCAAAGGAUUACUUGGUGAAACUCCCUCGUCGAAAGGGUUCAUUUAUACUAAAACCUCGAAAACGGCAUACGUUGAGCAAAGUCCAUGGAUUCAGAAUGGCACUAUAAUGGAUAAUAUUCUCGGCCCAUCAACAUUCGAUUCGCCUUGGUAUGAUCAGGUUGUUCGAGCUUGUGCUUUGGAGCAGGACAUUUCUAUAUUGCCUAAUAAAAGUGCUACUCGCGUAGGAAGUGGAGGUAUUUCUCUAAGUGGCGGUCAAAAACAACGACUAGCACUUGCGAGAGCCGUUUACGCCAAAAAUGAGUUCAUCAUUCUUGAUGAUGUAUUCUCUGGACUUGAUUCUGAAACGGAAGAUCAAGUAUUUAAAAGGCUUUUCGGAAAACAAGGACUCUUCCAAGAAAUGGGUACCACUGUUCUUCUUGCAACUCAUGCUGUUCAUAGGUUGGUAUAUUCAGACUAUAUCAUCGCAAUGGAUCAAUCGGGUAAAAUCAUCGAACAAGGUACCUUUGAUCUUCUGAAGGCUAGUAGCGGAUAUGUGAAGAAUCUAGCUACUCGACAUAAAUCAGAGGUAGAUGAUGUCAGAGAAGCUAAUACGGACGAGUUGGCCAUGAAGCAAAAUCCUUUUGCAGCUGUCGAGAGCGACGAUCUCGUGAAUGAGGUAGCGGAUCUCAAUCGACAAACUGGUGAUUUUUCAGUUUACAGCUAUUACUUUGCCUCCAUUGGUUGGAUUCCAACAGGACUGUUCUUUGUUUUUGUCUUUGUAUUUGGAGCAGCGUCCAAAUUACCAGAAUUUGCUUUGACGUAUUGGACAAGAGCUGUAGCUGUUGAAGGUAAUGAAGCAAAUCCAUACUGGUUAGGGAUAUACGGGAUGUUAUCUGGCGUUGCCCUGAUCGGAUUCGUGGCAGGUGUUUGCCAGUUGGCAUUAUAUAUGAUGCCAAAAAGUGCAAAAGUCCUUCACCAAAGACUAUUGGAUUCCGUGAUCGGGGCACCUCUUUCUUUCUUCACAGCCACAGAUACUGGGACGACUACAAAUAGUCAAGAUAUGUCUAUACUUGAUGCAGAUCUGCCAUAUGCAAUGGUUGAUCUAACCUCGUCUAUAUGUCAAGCAAUAAUGGGAGCUAUUCUAAUGUCUCUAUCCGCCGGAUACUUUGCCGCAACUAUUCCGGUUGUCAGUCUAGCAGUCUGGGUACUACAAAAAUUCUAUCUCAGGACAUCCCGUCAAAUACGUCUCUUGGAUCUUGAAGCAAAAUCUCCUCUAUACUCUCACUUCAUUGAAACCCUGAGCGGUUUAACCACCAUCCGGGCUUUCGGCUGGACUGAGACAUUCCGUGAGCAGAAUCUCACCUUGUUGGACGCAUCUCAAAAACCAUACUACCUUCUCUUUUGUAUUCAACGUUGGCUAGGUCUUGUCCUUGAUCUUCUCGUGACGGCUCUUGCAGUAAUCCUCAUGAUACUCAUUGUGAAACUCCGCACCAAUAUCAGCCCAGGCUACGUCGGUCUCGCGCUCUUAAAUGUCACGACAUUCAAUGAAGCACUUGCUCAAAUCAUCAAAAACUGGACAAACAUGGAAACCGCCGUCGGAGCGGUCUCUCGUCUCAAGAACUUCUCUGCCACAACUGUGAGCGAGAACUUACCAUCAGAAAUCGAAUCUGUGCCAGAGAACUGGCCAGCCUUUGGCGCCAUUGAGAUCAGAAAUGUAAAAGCAUCUUAUACACCGAUUUCCGUCCCCGUAAUCCACAAUCUCAACCUCUCUAUCAGACCAGGCGAAAAGAUAGGAAUCUGUGGUAGGAGUGGAAGCGGCAAGAGUUCUCUCAUCGCCGCUCUGUUCCGCAUGUUAGAACUUCAUCCCGGGAGUUCCAUUCUCGUUGAUGGUGUAGAUAUUAGUACACUACCCCGACAAACUGUUCGAGCACGCUUAAACGCUAUUCCUCAAGAUCCCUUUUUUCUACGCAGCACUAUCCAAGCUCAGCUAGACGCUGAAUUCUUCUCACAUGGUCAAAGGCAAUUGUUUUGUCUUGCGAGAGCUAUUUUAAGAGGAGGCAGGAUUAUUGUGUUGGAUGAGGCUACAAGUAGUGUGGAUAGCGAAACGGAUAAAUUAAUGCAGAGGAUUAUCAGGGAGGUUUUCGAGGGAUGUACUAUUCUUGCAGUUGCGCAUCGAUUAGAUACGAUAGCGGAUUUUGAUCGAAUUGUUUUGUUGGGGAAAGGAGAGGUCGUGGAGACUGGAACAUUUGCGGAGCUGAUGCAGAGGGAGGGAGUCAUUUCGGGAGGCUUCGGAUAA
Molecule: messenger RNA, 3597 nt
Organism: Sclerotinia sclerotiorum 1980 UF-70
Lineage: Eukaryota; Fungi; Ascomycota; Leotiomycetes; Helotiales; Sclerotiniaceae
Exons: 10
Coding region: 1-3597 (1198 amino acids)
Biological process (GO): transmembrane transport
Cellular component (GO): membrane
Molecular function (GO): ATP binding; ABC-type transporter activity; ATP hydrolysis activity
Source: RefSeq, a predicted model, not a curated record